This is a messenger RNA of Baudoinia panamericana UAMH 10762, 1452 nucleotides long. RefSeq lists its product as uncharacterized. The record is from RefSeq and is a predicted model, not a curated record. Gene Ontology annotation, cellular component: plasma membrane. The coding region runs from base 1 to 1452 and encodes 483 amino acids. The transcript has a single exon. Gene Ontology annotation, biological process: intracellular iron ion homeostasis; copper ion import; iron ion transport. Lineage: Eukaryota; Fungi; Ascomycota; Dothideomycetes; Mycosphaerellales; Teratosphaeriaceae. Gene Ontology annotation, molecular function: ferric-chelate reductase activity.
AUGCUUGCGCGCCGCGUCCGCGCCAUGGGCAUGUACCAACCGCCAACCAUCCCCUUCAUCAACGUCGGUCCACCCUCAAAUGCGACGACAUACCUCGUCCUACUGCUCUUAGGCCUUAAUAUAUUCUAUCUCCUCUUUAACAUUCGAUACGAAUUCGAGCUCGUCUUCGUCUUCGCGGAUCGUGCAUCGCUGCUGUUCGUAGCCAACCUGCCAUGGCUAUACAUACUGGCAGCGAAGAAUCAGCCCAUCAAGCUCUUGACCGGAUACUCUUACGAGAACACGAACAUCCUGCAUCGGAGACUGGGCGAGUGGAUGUGCCUACUCGCGCUACUGCACGGAGCUGGUAUCCUCGUGGCCUGGUAUCUUUUCUUCGGGCCAAAUGGCAUGAGCUUGUGGGACUUCCUCACCCGCCGGAUCAUCAUUUUGGGUAUUGCGGCGUUCGUCUGUUAUGAGCUACUGUUUGUCACAUCACUGGCCAGCUUCCGUCGGUGGUGGUACGAGGUCUUUUUGGGCGCACAUAUCUUAUUACAGGCUGCUGGGCUGGCCUUGGUGUACUUUCAUCACCGCGGUGGCAGAGUGUAUACGCUCGUGGCAUUGGCUAUCUUCUUGGUUGACCGCUUGGUUUUUCGCCUGGCGAUGAAGACGCGCUUCUUCAGAGCUGAUCUGACGGUCAUGGAAGAUGGCAAGACCGUGCUUGUAUCUACGGACUGGCCUAAGAAGGCACGAUGGAGCAGCAUUCGGAGUGCUCUGACCGGCAUUGAUGUCAAACACGGCUGGCAGCCCUCGGAACACGUCUUUCUCUCUGUUCCGGCCUUGGCGAGGAAGCACCUUGUUCAAGCCCAUCCGUUCACCAUUGCUUCUGCGGCUCCGGAAGGUGACCAGCAACAUGCUUGGUUCAGCCUCAUCAUUCGCGCUCACGAUGGGUUUUCAUCCGACCUUCUCCGGUAUGCACGAAGCCACGCGUCAGCAGACAUUCGCCUUGACGGUCCCUACGGCUCAAUGCACGCUCUGGAGAUGUUGCGGAGUAGUGACAUCGCAUUGCUAGUUGUCGGUGGGUCUGGCAUCGCCGUCGCAUACCCCAUACUAUGGACGCUGCUACACGAGAACGAUGCGGAGACGGUACGGUCGAGGCGUAAAGUUGGUCUAAUCUGGACGGUGCACGAGGCAUCCCACCUUGAAUGGAUUGGUCAUGAGCGACUGGACGAACUACGCAAGAAGGGGUUGCAAGUCUGCAUACCGGCGCCUACAUCUAACGCGGGCCGGCCAGACAUCGGCACUCUUGCGCAGAAGAUGUUGGAAGAUAUGAGUGCGAAGCAAGACGCUGACGGAGGGCGUGUCGGUGUCGUGGUGUCCGGUCCUGAUGGCAUGAAUAGUGACGUUCGGAACAGGUGUGCACGUUUAGCAUGGCAGGGCUGGGACAUCCAAGUGGCAGUGGAGAAGUAUGGGUGGUGA